Messenger RNA from Lasiosphaeria miniovina, 1485 nucleotides. RefSeq names its product major facilitator superfamily transporter. Gene Ontology annotation, cellular component: membrane. The transcript is spliced from 4 exons. Gene Ontology annotation, biological process: transmembrane transport. Gene Ontology annotation, molecular function: transmembrane transporter activity. Lineage: Eukaryota; Fungi; Ascomycota; Sordariomycetes; Sordariales; Lasiosphaeriaceae. The coding region runs from base 1 to 1485 and encodes 494 amino acids. The record is from RefSeq and is a predicted model, not a curated record.
AUGCAUCGCGAGGCCCGUCGUCUGCAGUCGACGGAAACGCUGUUCCAGGGCGAGCUGGCCAGCGCCGCCGUCGACCGCACUGGCGAGCGCAAGGCCGACCGCAGGCUCGUGCGCCGCCUCGACCGCAGGCUCCUGCCCUGGCUGUUCGUCAUGUACAUGCUGGCGUUCCUCGACCGCACCAACAUCGGCAACGCCAAGAUCGCCAACCUGUCCAACGAUCUCCCCAUGACAGACAUGCAGUACACGCUGACCCUGAUGGGCUUCUUCGUCACCUACGCCCUCUUCGAGCCCUUCGCCAACGUGCUGCUCAAGAAGCUGCGCCCGUCCAUCUUUCUCCCGUUCACCAUGCUCAUGUCUGGCGUCUUCAUGAUCCUGAUGGCGUCUGUGCCCGUCUGGCACGGCCUGCUGGCCAUGCGCAUGUUCCUCGGAAUAGCCGAGGCCGGCCUGUACCCGGGCAUCAACUACUACAUGUCGUGCUGGUACAAGCGAGACGAGUUUGCCCUGCGCGCCGCCAUUUUCUUCUCGGCGGCUUCUCUUUCUGGAGCGUUCGGCGGCUUCAUGGCAGCAGCCAUCCAGAAGCUGGACGGAGUCGGCAAUCUGGCGGGCGGGCGCUGGGUGUUUCUGAUCGAAGGCUUCUUGACCAUAUUCGCGGCGGUACUCGGGUUCUGGCUGGUGCCUGAUCUCCCGCACGACGCAAGGUUCCUUUCCCCGGACGACCGCGUCCGCCUCAUGCGCCGGCUCCGGGCCGACGACCAGGGCAGCGCGUCGACCAGGGGCGAGCAGAUGAACAAGGCCCUCGCCAAGGCGGCCAUCUGCGACUGGAAGACAUGGCUCGCCAUGCUUGUCUACAUGGGUAACGGGGUCUCGCUCUACUCGCUCGCUCUGUCGUUGCCCACCAUGAUCAAGAACAUGGAAUGCGUCGACAGCAAGUCCAUCUCGACCAUCCAGAUGAUGACGGUCCCGCCCUACCUGGUGGGCGCCGUCGUCACGGUCGCCAUCGGCUAUCUCAGCGACCGCUACAAGAAGCGCAGCAUCUUCAACCUGGCUCUCGCCCCCAUCGCCAUGGUCGGCUUCUUAAUGUGUCUCUGCUCAAGCCUGGGGCCGGUGCAAUACGGUGGCUUCAUCCUCGCCGUCUCGGGUACCUACGCGUCGGUCCCCAUCACCAUUGCCUGGGUGGCCAACAACGUCGAGGGCCUGUACAAGCGCGCCGUCGUCAUGGGAAUCGUCAUUGGCUGGGGAAACCUGCACGGCAUGAUGGCCAGUGCCUUGUGGCACGACUCACCCGGAUUCGUGAUGAGCUACAUCGUCGUCGUCGUCUACGUCAGCGUCUGCAUGUUGAUCGGCACCAUCCUGUUCAACUGGUACCUGCGGAGAGAGAACGCCAUGCGGAGAGACGGCAAGCGUGACCACUUGGUCAUCGGCCGCUCGCCAGACGAGAUCACCAGCCUGGGAGACAAGCGCCCCGACUUCCUCUACACCACAUGA